Messenger RNA from Myotis davidii, 2501 nucleotides. RefSeq names its product collagen type X alpha 1 (gene COL10A1). Gene Ontology annotation, molecular function: protein binding. The record is from RefSeq and is a predicted model, not a curated record. NCBI's taxonomy places the organism in Eukaryota, Metazoa, Chordata, Mammalia, Chiroptera, Vespertilionidae.
GUAUAAAUACGGCAGGACAGCUCUGGAGGGAGCAUCUUCUGCAUUGCUCACCUGGGAACAGGAGGGCUCAGACAGUGACCAAGAAACCAUUCCGGGAACUCCCAGUACUCACUCAGAAUCCAUCUGAGAACAUGCUGCCACCAAUAGCCCUUUUGCUGCUAAUGUCCUUGAACUUGGUUCAUGGAGUGUUUUAUGCUGAGAGAUACCAAACACCUACAGGCAUAAAAGGCCCAGCAUCCAACACCAAGACACAGUUCUUCAUUCCUUAUGCCAUCAAGAGUAAAGGUAUACCAGUAAGAGGACAGCAAGGUACUCCCGGUCCACCAGGCCCCGCUGGACCUCGAGGGCACCCAGGCCCCUCUGGGCCACCAGGAAAACCAGGCUAUGGAAGUCCUGGGCCCCAAGGAGAGCCAGGGUUGCCAGGACCCCCAGGACCAUCAGGCACGGGGAAGCCAGGCACACCGGGACUGCCAGGAAAACCAGGGGAGAGAGGACCUUAUGGACCAAAAGGAGAUGUUGGACCAGCUGGUUUACCAGGACCACGGGGCCCACCAGGACCACCUGGAAUUCCCGGCCCAGCUGGAAUUUCUGUGCCAGGAAAACCUGGACAACAGGGACCGCCAGGAGCCCCGGGACCCAGAGGCCUUCCUGGAGAAAAGGGUGUGCCGGGAGUCCCUGGUGUGAAUGGACAGAAAGGAGACACCAGAUACGGUGCCCCAGGCCGUCCAGGUGAGAGGGGCCUUCCCGGUCCUCAGGGGCCCAUGGGACCGCCUGGCCCUCCUGGAGUGGGAAAAAAGGGUGAAAACGGGUUUCCAGGGCAGCCAGGCGUCAAGGGUGAUCGGGGCUUCCCAGGAGAAAGGGGACCGAUUGGCCUACCAGGCCCCCAAGGUCCCCCUGGGGAACGAGGACCAGAAGGCACUGGAAAGCCAGGAGCCGCCGGAACCCCAGGCCAGCCAGGGGUCCCAGGAACCAAAGGUCACCCCGGGGUUCCGGGAAUCGCGGGGCCCCCAGGGCCUCCUGGCUUUGGGAAACCGGGCUUGCCAGGCCUGCAGGGACAAAGAGGACCUCCCGGCCUUCCAGGGGGCCCGGGUGCCAAAGGGGAGCAAGGCCCGGCAGGCCGUCCCGGGGAGCCAGGUCUGGCUGGACCCCCUGGAAAUGUGGGACCCCAAGGACCAAAGGGCAUCCCAGGCCACCAUGGAAUGCCAGGCCCUAAAGGUGAGGCAGGGCCACCUGGGCCUGCAGGGCGCCCUGGGGCUAAGGGAGAAAGGGGUACCUCCGGCUUAGAUGGGAAACCAGGGUACCCGGGAGAACCCGGUCUCGAUGGUCCCAAGGGCCACCCAGGGCUGCCAGGACCCAAAGGUGACCCUGGAAUAGAAGGUCCUCCUGGUCUCCCAGGCCCUGCAGGCCCCGCAGGAGCGAAGGGAAUGCCUGGACACAAUGGUGAGGCAGGUCCCAGAGGUGCUCCUGGAAUACCAGGCACCAGAGGCCCCAUUGGGCCCCCCGGCAUUCCAGGAUUCCCUGGAUCUAAAGGGGACCCAGGGACUCCAGGUCUUCCUGGCCCAGCUGGCAUAGCAACUAAGGGCCUCAAUGGACCCACAGGGCCACCCGGGCCUCCAGGUCCGAGAGGCCACGCCGGAGAGCCGGGCCUUCCAGGGCCCCCCGGUCCUCCAGGGCCCCCAGGGCAGGCAGUCGCUCCUGAAAGCUUUACAAAGGCGGGCCAAAGGCCCAGUCUUUCCGUGUCUGCCUUCACCGUUAUCCUCUCCAAAGCUUACCCAGCAAUAGGUGCUCCCAUCCCAUUUGAUAAGAUUUUGUAUAACAAGCAACAGCAUUAUGACCCGAGAACUGGAAUCUUCACCUGCAAGAUUCCGGGAAUCUACUAUUUCUCCUAUCAUGUGCAUGUGAAAGGGACCCAUGUUUGGGUAGGCCUGUAUAAGAACGGCACCCCCGUCAUGUACACGUAUGAUGAAUACACCAAGGGCUACCUGGAUCAGGCUUCGGGCAGUGCCAUCAUUGACCUCGCAGAAAAUGACCAGGUGUGGCUCCAACUGCCCAACGCCGAGUCCAAUGGCCUGUACUCCUCUGAGUAUGUCCACUCAUCUUUCUCAGGAUUCUUAGUGGCCCCGAUGUGAGCGUAUUCGCACCAAGCUAAUCUAAAUCUGCUUGAAAAGGCAUUCCCCAACGUCGCCCGCCCCACACAAUGCGUAUGGACGUAGGCUGAAAAAGAUAGCAGUCGUUUCAAUACAGAUUUGAGCUUUCAGACCAACAAGUUUUCCCUCUGAAAAGCGAGCAGCAAUGAUAACCAAUAGGAGACCCUGUCAAAUUCCUAGUCAGCAGUCCUAAGACAUUUCAAGUUUUCUGUGAAGUCCUUCGGUACUUAAAAAUCUCACCAUAAAAGUCCUGCUAAGCCAAAAUACAAAAUGAUCACAAAACCCUGAUCUGUGAUGCUAUAUUACGUUAAAUUUGAUUUCAGAAUGUCAGCAUUUCCCUUUAAAAUAAGCCCG